AUGGAAGAUAAUUCGAAGCCUCCGACGCUGUACCUCAUGUCUACCGGCGACAAGGAAAGCAUGAUGAAUAGCAUUCUUGCUCAAAUGAAUCUGGUCCGUGAAUUCGACGCUCACGCUAAUCAGUAUCGAGCUCUGAGGAAUGCGUCUGUGGUGCUGGCAGGUGACCGUCUCAAUUUUGACAACAAGCUCAAACAAGCGCUGAAAGAAAAUGGAGACUUGAAAGCAAUAGAUUGGAAUUUGGAAGCAGAAGGCAACGCAUCUCAACACGACGUUGAAACAAUGGAGGAAACGAUUCAUUUCAUGUCGAAAAGGAUGGAUCUUCAAGAUGAGACAAUCAACGACUUGCAAUAUCAAUUGGCUGCUCAAAAACUGAAGGAAAAUAAACUGAUUGAAGACAACCUUCAGUUGAAUGAGAAUCUGAAAACUUCGGUUGCUCAAAACGCGACUCUCCAAGAAGAAGUUAUUGCUCUCCGAAAGAACGACAUGACAAGAGUACUACUCGAAAAAUUCAGGAGUUGA
This is a messenger RNA of Caenorhabditis remanei, 519 nucleotides long. RefSeq lists its product as uncharacterized. The transcript has a single exon. NCBI's taxonomy places the organism in Eukaryota, Metazoa, Nematoda, Chromadorea, Rhabditida, Rhabditidae. The record is from RefSeq and is a predicted model, not a curated record. The coding region runs from base 1 to 519 and encodes 172 amino acids.